AUGGGCAACCACGCCCUGUGCGGUGAGAAGGGCAAGUGUGGCGGGCAGUGCUCGCAGCUGACGAUUUCACAGUCCCUGGAAAGCAUCAUCGAGGAGCCCGAACCAUCUGGUGCCGUGUUUCCAGACACUUUAGAAGGUCUUAAUGCCGUCGACCGCAACCUGCUUCAGUUCUGUGCUUCGAGCAACCUGGCCGGUGUUCGCUGGCUCUUGGUUCUGGGAGGAAAUCGUCGAGCAACGGAUCAGAAGGGCACAACCUGCCUGCAUGCUGCCUGCCGCAGCGGCUCCUGCAGUAUCGUUGAGGUCUUAGUCUUUCUAGAAGAGGAAGGCACAGCUCCGACCUCCAUGUAUGCAAGCAACAGCGAAAUGGCAGUGAAGAGUGAAGCUGAGCCAACAACCCAGACAGUUGGUGCCUUUGGUGGCAGUAGAGGCCUCCAGGCGACCGACGAGGCUGGCUGGACGCCACUGCACGUUGCAGCCUUCAUGGGACGACAGGACGUGGUUCGAGUCCUCCUCAGGAAUGGGGCCAACACUCUCGUGCGUACUAACAAAGGCCAGUUUGCUGUAGACCUUUGCUCGGACGUGGCCACACGCAGACUCCUGCAGAAGGAGAUGAAAGCCACGCCGGACACAGGCACAUGUGUUGAUUUCCCAGAAGACAGGGUCCGCGGCCAAGGCGGCCAAGGCAACGAGGCCACGCUGCAAGCGCUGCAAGUGGAAGGCACAUUUCUGUCGCGCUCCUGCGUCGCAUCACCCUCUAGAGAGAUUCGGUUCGAGCCUUUCUUUGUCCCGCGAGCGCCGCUCCUGGUGGAGGACGAUGUCGACUUGGAGCUUGCCGAGCUUUGUGCAUAUCUCGGCUGCCAAAUCUUUGAGUCCAGCCCUGGCCGGGGUCUCGCUUUUUUGGUGGUCACGGGCUCUGUGCGUGACUAUCCCAUUGACCUGGUGGGCUUCAUGCGUACUACGAAGCUCAGCCCUCUCCAAGUGGGAACCUUCCUGGGCGAGGAUUUCUCGCUGUCCAAGAUCCUUCGCAUGGAGUUCCUCAACUCUGUCUGCUUGACAAACACUGGUGUGGUGUCUGCGCUGCGGACAGGCCUUACAGGCCUCAAGGUGCCUCCAGAUCUGCAGAAGAUGAAUCGGCUCUUGAGCAGCCUUUCCGAGGUGUGGUGGCGGCAACAGCUCCGCGCUGCAAAGCUCAGCGGCAAGAAGAAGGAGAAGGCCAACAGCCCCUCCAAGAGCCAGGACGACCUCAUUCAAGAGUCUAUUGAUAUGGCGAUGGAUGUCGAGUCAGAUGAGCUCCGGGGUACAAACCUCAAGUCGAUUCUUCCAUCCAUCAGCAGCCUGCACCAGCUGUUCUUUUCGACGGUGAUGCUCCAUUGGAACUUGCAUGCUCCGCUGCCUCCUUCGCAGAAGCUGGACUUCGAUGCAUGGGCGGCCCUGAACAGAGGUGGCACCAAGGAAGAUGUUCCAGACUGGGUCCUGGAGCCAAUCUACAGAGCCGUGGCAACAGCUGCCCUGGAAGAGCUUUCGCUUGAGGACAGAGAGACACAGCCUGCCGUAAGCUCCGGUCAGUUCGACAUGCGCGAACUGGCCAUUGCGUCGGCCACUGGUUGGGUGCAAGUGUUCGCGGACGGCCUGCCGACCCUUCCUGGGGCUCCGCACUUUCGCCCAGUGAGCUUUGUGGAGUGCAUGCAAAUUGCUGGAAUGAUCUGUGAGUCGACUGCAUCUGCCCGGAUGCAGUCUGGUCGGUUGGAGCAUUCGGUGGACGGCUCCCCUGUCGCGAAGGCUCAAGGAAUCCUGGAUGCCCAUCCCGGAUCAGUCUGGCUUUCGCUAUGUGGGCCGAUGUUGUUCUUUGAGAUGGACUCCGGGCCUGGGCUGAAUCCGUUUGCCUUCCUCCACACAAAGUAUGCCAAGCUCGCGGCUGUCGACCCUCCCAGGCUGACAUUCACCCUCUGCGACCAUUCACUCGGCUCCGGGGAGGAGCCCUCCAGUAGUCCGAACAGCGGACUGCUGCAGCUCGUCGUCCUCUUGCAAGACGGCCGUUUUCAGGCCUUCCAUGUGAAGAAGCUGGUAAUGCGCGUCAGCGAUGCUUCUGCCCUCAAAGUUUGGGUCGAAGCAAUCGCAUCUGCCAAUGACAUGUGCCGGGAGAUUAGCGAGGAUGCUCGUCAUGCGCAGGGGCCAAAGUUUGCCUCGGUGCUCUUGCGCCUCUCUGGGCUUCGCGCUCGAAGCGGAGGUCCAAGAUCGGACAACCGCGCUGGCACGGCAAGAUCUUCAGAAAGGCGAAGAGAUCGAACAGCAGUGCUGAUGCCGAAGUGGAUGUCGUUGUCAUAG
Messenger RNA from Symbiodinium natans, 2325 nucleotides. Lineage: Eukaryota; Dinophyceae; Suessiales; Symbiodiniaceae. The record is from the annotation of a GenBank genome assembly.